Molecule: messenger RNA, 1464 nt
Organism: Teleopsis dalmanni
Lineage: Eukaryota; Metazoa; Arthropoda; Insecta; Diptera; Diopsidae
Exons: 1
Coding region: 1-1464 (487 amino acids)
Biological process (GO): DNA integration
Molecular function (GO): nucleic acid binding
Source: RefSeq, a predicted model, not a curated record
AUGAUAAAUCAAAUUGAUCAUCGAAACUCAUUCAGAUAUCUCCAAAGAACAAUUGCUUAUGUUCGCCGUGUAUUUCAUCGCACACAAUCACCAACAAGAACACUUUCUCCAAAGGAAUUACGAGAUGCAUUAGUCUUCAUAAUUAAAACUAUUCAGGGCUCAGAAUUUGCAAAGGAAAUCUCUGACUUAAAACAAUGUAAAGCAAUCAACAGUUCGAGUCAACUAAAUACUUUAGCACCGUUCAUUGACGAACAAGGUGUACUUCGUGUUGGAGGAAGGCUUGAAGCAUCAACAUUGCCAUAUGAUGCUAAACACCCAAUGGUAAUUCCUUACAAUCACUCAAUAGUGAAAUUGAUGUUCAAAAUGAAACAUGAAGAAAAUUCCCAUUGUGCUCCACAAUUAUUGCUAAGCAUAAUGAGACAAAACUUCUGGCCGAUUAAAGGAAAGAUUAUGGCGCGAAACAUUGUUCACAGCUGUGUCAUCUGUUCAAAGGCAAAACCAAAACUGAUGGACCAACUCAUGGGCAACUUACCGACUGACCGAGUUACUCUGACUAAACCAUUUUUUACCACAGGAGUUGAUUACUGUGGUCCGAUAUGGAUUCAUUAUAAAAUUAGAGGAAAAAAGCCAACAAAGGCAUAUUUAGCAGUAUUUUGCUGUUUCGCGACUAAGACUGUUCACCUAGAAGUGGUGAGUGACCAGUCUACCAUUUAUUCAGAAAAUGGUAAAGAAAAGAUCAUUAAGACCAGUAGUAACAAGGGAAUUGACUUCAAAUUCAUUCCACCAAGAGCUCCUCAUUUUGAAGGACUCUGGGAAGCUGCCGUCAAGUCAGCUAAACAUUUAAUGAUUAAAGGAAUUUUCAACGCUUCAUUGACUUAUGAAGAAUUGACAACAGUCAUAACUGAAAUAAAAGCCAUGUUAAAUUCAAGGCCAAUAACAAAAAUGUCAUCCGAUCCAAAUGAUCUAACAGCGCUUACACCAGGACACUUUCUCAUAGGCGAACCACCUACCACUAAUGUGGAUCCCUAUCAAAAGGAGAGCCGAAUGAGUUUAUCAUCACGAUGGCGUAUAGUUUCUGAACUCAAACAAGAAUUCUGGAGAAGAUGGUCAAAGGAAUAUCUCAAUGAACUCCAAUCAAGGUACAAAUGGAAACAACAAAAGGCAAAUCUAUGCCAAGGUAAUUUAGUCAUUAUUAAAGAUGAUAAUCUACCCAUGUACAAAUGGCCUCUUGGCAGGGUGCAACAGGUAUAUGAAGGAGAAGAUGGCUUGGUCCGUGUAGCUGACAUAAAAACAGCCAAUGGGAUUUUUAAACGACCAUUACGAUCAUUGGCCCCCUACCCACUGAAGACAGCAUUAAUCAAAAUCCAACAAAACAAAAUUCUACUGUCACACAAACAAGACGAACGAAUGAACCUAGUGAAGCGUUGCCAAAGCGUCGAAAGAUAUAUGAUGGCACAUCUUUAA